ACCCCGGAGCAGUCCUCACACGCGGAUCUCCUCCUCUACAACCACAACCACCACCACAGCCCACCACCACCACCACCACCGCAGCCACCAUGACCCGGGACGUGUUCUGCACCGCCCUUCUUCUCGCCCUCUGCGUCAUGGCAUCCGAGGGAGCCAUCAAGGACGCCCCAGCCCAUGCCAACAACCAUCCUGAUGCAGGGUAUCCUUCAGAUGGGUCUUCAGCGAAACGCUUCGAUGCUUUCACAACCGGCUUUGGCCACAGCAAACGCAACUUUGACGAGAUCGAUCGCUCCAGCUUUGGGUUCGCCAAGAGGAACUUUGACGAGAUCGACCGUUCCAGCUUCGGUUUCAACAAGAGGAACUUUGAUGAGAUUGACCGCUCUGGCUUCGGCUUCGCUAAGAGGAACUUUGAUGAGAUCGAUCGCUCUGGCUUCGGGUUCGCCAAGAGGAACUUCGAUGAGAUUGAUCGCUCCAGCUUCGGUUUCAACAAGAGGAACUUUGACGAGAUCGACCGCUCCAGCUUCGGCUUCGUGAAGAGAAUGCACCCCCGAGACCUCGCCAACCUCUACAAGCGCAACUUUGACGAAAUCGACCGAUCUGGUUUCGGUUUCGUGCGCCGCAACGCUGAGUGAGGAGCGCCGCCCCCCACCCUCACGUCCCGCCGUGCCCCGGCCCUCCGGACACCCUCGCCGGCUCCACACCACCACACUGACACCACCACAACAAAAACUACAACAAUUACAACUAUGUCUAAACUCACAGCAGCAUCAACUCGACUAGUUCUCUCCGCGCGAGGCUGAGGCUGAACACCAAGGAAAUAAAGAGUAUUUUUAC
Scylla paramamosain (green mud crab) is the source of this 834-nucleotide messenger RNA. RefSeq names its product orcokinin peptides type A-like. Gene Ontology annotation, molecular function: neuropeptide hormone activity. Lineage: Eukaryota; Metazoa; Arthropoda; Malacostraca; Decapoda; Portunidae. The record is from RefSeq and is a predicted model, not a curated record.